Astrephomene gubernaculifera is the source of this 2532-nucleotide messenger RNA. The record is from the annotation of a GenBank genome assembly. Lineage: Eukaryota; Viridiplantae; Chlorophyta; Chlorophyceae; Chlamydomonadales; Astrephomenaceae.
CAGGGAGGGAGGCGGCGGGGCGGGGGCCCCUGCAGGGGCGGGGGCUGCUGCUGGGGUUGCUCAUGUUGCACCGGCGGUUGACGGCGACAAUGCCGGGGCAAACGACGGCAAUGAGGACUCCCGGACGCCAAAGGAGGAGUCUGGCUCGAAUGGUGCAGCAACAGCAACAGCUUCCCCUGCCGCGGACAACACCAACGGCAUUCACAACGACAACACCAACGGCGAUCAUCCUAACAGCCCUAGCGCCCCUCACAACGACAACCACAACCACACCACGGGCAGCCCUCGCAGCCGGGCCAGCCGCCUCUGGAUCCGCACUCCCUCCCUGUUCGGCAGCCGAAGGGCCCUCUCAGGCACCCAGGCCGCCGCCUCCAGCCCCGGGUUCCAGCAAGCGGAGAGCUUUCGCAAGUCGUUGAGUCGCUUCUUUGCUGGCAGUACGGCAGCAGGGAGGGCCGCGGAUGAGGUGCCGAGCAAGGAAGGCGGUGGAGGCAAGGCGGAUGCGCAGCAGAAAGGAGACGCAGGCAAGCUGGUCGCCUCGGAGGACCGCGCCACGGGUACGGUGUCCUGGCGGGUGUACGGCAGUUACUGCGUGCACCUGGGCCUGCCCUCCACCGCCUUCAUCGCGGCGGCGCUGCUGGCGGGGCAGGCCGUGUUCCUGGGCAGCGAGUGGUGGCUGGCCAUGUGGGCGCGGUCUAGUCCGGAGGAGCAGGAGAAGAAGAGUUGGUUGUGGGUGUACGGCUUACUAACGGUCAUCGUUAUCAUUUUGGCUGUCUUCCGAUCGGCCAUCUUCUUCGAGGCCACUCUGUCGGCUGCGACCUCCAUCCACAACGCCAUGGCACACAGGGUACUGCGCGCGCCAUUGUCGUUCUUCCACACCAACCCCUCGGGCCGCAUCGUCAACAGGUUCUCCAAGGACCAGGGGCAGGUGGACGACCUGCUCCCCUCCUCGCUCUUCGACGCACUGCAGUCCUCAUUCCAGGUGCUGGGUGCGCUCGUCCUUGUGUGCAUCGCCGUCCCCGUCAUCCUGCCCGUGUUCCUGCCGCUGCUGGUGGCGUUCUGGUGGGUUCGGCGGCGCUACAUCACUGCCAGCCGGGAGGUGAAGCGCUGGGAGGCGGUCACGCGCUCACCCGUCUUUGCGAGUUUCUCCGCUACGCUGAAGGGUCUGCCCACCAUUCGCGCGUUCGGCGCCGCGGGCCGCUUCAACGACGCGUUCCUGGACAUCAUGACCCACAACGGAAACUGGUACUUUGCCUUCAUCUCAACUGCCAGGUGGAUCGGUGUGCGGCUGGAUGCAGUGGCGGGCAGCACCCUGCUGGCUGCCGCCCUGCUGGCCAUGGCCAUGAAGGACAGCAUCAACACCGGGGUGAUGGCGCUGGCCCUGACGCACGUACUGCAGUUGACCGGCCUGAUGCAGUGGGUGGUACGGCAGACCGCCGAGGUGGAGAACAACAUGACCUCCGUGGAACGCAUGUUGUCGUACACCCGCCUGCCCAGUGAGCCGCCGCGGGUGGCGGAGGGGGGCGCGCCGCCGCCACCCGGCUGGCCCGCCUCGGGAGCGCUGCGAUACGAGAACGUCACGGCGGUGUACCGACCCGGCUUGCCGCCGGUUCUUCGUGACAUCAGCUUUGAGCUGCGACCAGGCACCAGCUGCGGAGUGGUGGGCCGCACCGGCAGCGGCAAGAGCAGCCUCAUGCUGACGCUGUUCCGGUUGAUCGACGUCACGCGCGGCCGCAUCCUGCUGGACGGCCGGGACACGGCGUCGCUGGGGCUGGAUGCGCUGAGGCGACAGCUGGCGAUCAUACCACAGGACCCGGUGCUCUUCAGCGGCAGUCUUCGAUCCAACCUGGACCCCUGGCGCACCCACUCCGACCCGCAGCUGUGGCGGGUGCUGGCGGCCGUACAGCUGCGAGCCGCAGUGGCGGCCAUGCCGGGAGGUCUGGAUGCCCCCAUGGCGGAGUGCGGCGGCAACCUGAGUGUGGGGCAGCGGCAGCUUUUCUGCCUGGCCCGGGCGCUGCUGCAAGAUGCCAAGGUCCUGGCGCUUGACGAGGCCACUGCCAACGUGGACCGUGCCACGGACCAGCUCAUCCAAAACGCCCUGCGCAGCUUUGCACACGGCAGCAGCAGCAGCCAGCAGAAGGAAGGAGAGGAGGAGGCGGGCGAGGACAAGGUGAUAAGCGCCACAGCAGCUGCAUCGCAGUGGAACAACGCCGGUGAACAGCAGCAGCAGCAACAACAGCAGCAGCAGGCAUUGGAGCCCAGCGGCUGUAUCAGAGAGUCCGACGCCGGGGGCGAACUAAACGGCAUGUCCGUCGGUAAGGAAGUGGCUCAACGGCACAAGACCCUACCAGGACCCCACCACCGCAGCAUCGUUACCAGCAGCAGCCGCAGCCGCAGCAGCAGCGCCAACCGUCAUCACGAGGGGCGUGUGUUGCUGGUGAUCGCUCACCGGCUGGACACCAUUAUGGAUACUGACCAGCUGCUGGUGCUGGCGGGGGGGAGGCUGGUGGAGAGCGGGCCGCCGGGGGAGCUAGC